Molecule: messenger RNA, 2389 nt
Organism: Amoebophrya sp. A25
Lineage: Eukaryota; Dinophyceae; Syndiniales; Amoebophryaceae
Source: the annotation of a GenBank genome assembly
AUGAGCAUGAGACAGAAAAAACAGACACACGCGGGACAUCAGGCGGAAGACUCGGAGCCCAGUACCAAGGAGGCCCGCGCCUACGAUGACGAGGACGGAAGCACACUAUCAGACUCCGUGUGGGUUUCAGCGGAAGAAGAACUUACUGCUCCUGGUGGGUUAGAAGGAUCGAAGAAACGGGGGAACGAGUGCUGGCGGCCACAAUUCGCGGGCGGCCGCACUCUUGCAAUGGACCUAAUUCCGAAGAAGCACGCGAUCGCCCCCGGGAGUGUGGUAGACGCCGUUUUCCGCCAGGCGCCAAUGAGCUUUUGUCACCUCGUUCUUCACCCUGGCGGAAUAUAUAAAGGAGCAGAAAGCAGUGCCCCGCCCCUCGUGGGCGCGCUUCCGUCUGAGUUAGUGGGGGGCCCGGAGCUGCUGCUGGACGUUUUACAGAAUGGACGCAUCAAAGAGGCGCAAGGCGUCAUCGUCCGGGCGAUUCUUGGGCACCCGCAUUUCGAUGCGGCCGAUUUCUUCUCCCGUGUUUCGAUUGCUAGCGCGUCUACCCGUUCCGGGCACAGAGAUCGGCUGGCCAGUAAACAAGUCAUGCUGGAAAAGGUCCUCGAGGUGUGGCCUAUAUUCGACGACAACGGCGAAGCGGAGCUCUUGCUCGGCGUUCUUGGUGGAAAAUUUGGGGAAGUCCCUCCGUCUGCUCUCAACUCGAGCAGAGUAGACCAGACCGCUUGCAGGGGCAUGGCAGGGGGGUACCAUUUUCUUUCGCCAUCGUUUGAUCUUCCUCGAAGGAGGUCCGUGCAACAAGAUGAGGAAGGCGACGACCGGAUCGACUACGACCUCGCAGUGCUGAAGCCCGUCCGGAGUCCUUUCAAGAUCGCACUCCUGUGCCAUUCGCCGUCCCUUUGUCUGCGCUUUUUGGACUGUUGCGGCCUCGCGCUCUAUGACGAGUACGCCGCGAGACAGAGCCAUCAGGCCGGCAGCGACAUCGACGAGGUCGUGGGUGCAACUACUUGUAACAAAGAGCUUGACGAGCAGCAGGCCUGCACUAUUUCGUCUCAAAAUGCAGGGACAUCUCCCAAAGACUACAACUUUGACGCCAAGUUGCAUCUAGAAGAAGUUCCGGCCGGAUUGAAUACCGUCCCGGCCUCGGACUACAUGGAGAUCGCCAUCCUAAAGCAGACAGAGGAAGUAUGUCUGCGACUAGCGGACAAAAUCGAGGAGAGCAAGGAAGCCCUGGCGGAGCUGCGGAUGGAUCCAACGCUCAUAACGUUGGCACGCAGGCAGGGCUUUUCGAGCGUGGUCUCGCGGCUGCAGUGCCUGGGCCUAACCGAAGAAGCCGCGGAAGAGGACAGCGAGGCCGCGGGGGGUAGAGUCACGACGCCGGUGACGGGUUCAGGAGGCUUCUGUGCUGGUGGGCAACUCCGUGCGGGCGAGCAGGAUGCUGUCUGUGCGGACCCUCCUUGUCUUCCGCCUCCUACGCGCGCUCCCAUGGUCAUUGGGAAUGCUGCGUGGCUCGCGCAGGACGGCAGCGAGGGCCUCUGUGUGGAGAUCGGCAACAUGCUCAGCGGAGAAGCGUUCGUCGCUGAACUGGCAAAGGAGUUUGUUACAGCCCGCCCAAAUGCUGGUGGCAACCGUACAGCGGUUUUCUCGCUGAUUAACCUCAAGCGUGCAGUUUUUGCUAAAGUUGUGGACGGGAAGCGUUUGCACUUCAGCGAGCUCGACGUGAGUAUGCGGCGGCAGGUCCUUGCAGAGAGCCGCAAAAGGUAUCGCGAUGCGCCUGUGCCGGCUCCCAAAACAAUGGAUGUCGCAAGCGGCCCGGCCUCCUCUGGGUCUGACUACGAGGAAGGCAAAAACGCCGGGUCCGCAGGUGAUGGCAGCGGCGACAGCGACUCAGGCUCCCCUGACUCCUCUGACCGUCUUCCGCUCAUUAUCAAGGACCCGCCCUUUCUUCGUGGCGCCGGACGCUGUGUCACGCUUUUUUCCAGUCGGGAGGGCGAAGUCACUGACGACGGCGCAGUAGAGAUAGCGGACAGUUUUCGCCCGAGCAGUGCGGCCCGUGACAGCGAGGAGCCGCAGCUGGCUAGUGUGGCUUUGAGAAUGAUGUCAGAAGCACCGCGCCCGGCUUCGGGUUCGGACGAAAUUAUUUCUGACACGCCAAAGAGUUCGGAACAGAACACACUGCACUUUGCAUUGCGCAGCCGGUCUCUGCGGCAACUCCUGAUGAAUGAGACGCGCGCUGCUAGGUGGGGCGGGGGCGAGACUCCGGAGGAGGAUGGCAAGAGGGGGGAGACGCUGGGAACGUAUCUCCUGUAUCUCGGAAUGGGGUCCUGUCUGCGCCUUCGUGGAGAGAAUGCCGACCGCAUGUACUUCGAGCACGGCGGCUUCUGGGACCCAGUGA